UUAUUAAUUUUCACCCCUAUUCUCUUGAAAAUCAAAAUCUAAUAAUAUCUGAAACUCUCUCCAGUUGUUCUCUCGAUCACAAUCGCUAGCCCUCUCUCCCUUACUCUCCAGCUUCGAUCUAUCUCUUCUUUCUUUCUUUUUCUUUUAAAACCCUCACAUGUUAGCCCUAACUCACUGAGUCCAAGUCACAUUCCUCCGAACUCUGAUAAUCAUCGUUUUCCAGCCAAAUUUGCCGGUUAAUUAAACCUAAUAAAUUAAGGAUACCAUUCCCUAUCUCUCUUUUAAGGUAUAUUUUAUCAAGAUUCUCUAGAAGAUUUUGCCGGUGUCACUGAUAAACAAGGUUCUUUUUCUUCUGAGAUGAAUAUGCAACAAGUUGUGUUUCCAAAAUCUUCUGCUAAUGGAUUUGGCCGUCAAAGAGGUGAUAGAGAGGUUGGGGCUAGGUUGGAGAAUAAGAUGCAGCUGGGAAAAUCCAAUCAAGGCAGAAUACAAACUACAGGUGCACUGGCUGUUGGGAAGACUGUAGGUAAUGAGAGUUUUUCCCGUGAUCGGUUAGUUUAUCUGACAACAUGUCUUAUUGGGCAUCCGGUGGAAGUCCAUGUGAAAAGCGGAUCAAUUUACACUGGAAUAUUUCAUGCAACUGAUGCAGAAAAUGAUUUUGGAAUCAUCUUGAAAAUGGCUCGCUUGAUAAAAGAUGGUACUUUGUGUGGUUACAAGGCUACUACAGAGUUUGUUAGCAAGGCACCCUCAAAGAUUUUAAUUAUACCUGACAAAGAACUUGUGCAAAUUAUAGCAAAGGAUGUGGCUGUAACCAGGGAUGGAUUUGCAAGUGAGCCCCAAAAUGAAAAACAUCAGGAGAUUUUGAUAGAUUCUGCAAUAUCACAGUCCCGACAUGUUGAGGUUGAGAGGGAAUUGGAGCCCUGGGUUCCUGACGAAGAUGAUCUGCAGUGUCCUGAGCUAGAAAAUAUUUUUGAUGGACCAUGGAAUAGGAACUGGGAUCAGUUUGAAACCAAUCAAAAACUAUUUGGUGUAAAAAGUACUUUCAAUGAGGAACUUUACACGACAAAACUUGAGAGAGGUCCUCAGACGAGGGAAUUGGAGAAGGAAGCAAUGAGAAUAGCAAGAGAGAUCGAGGGUGAGGACACCCAAGACCUUCAUUUAGCUGAGGAGAGAGGCGUUGAUCUUCAUGAUGAUUUUGAUAUCGAUGAGGAGAUGAGAUAUUCGUCGGUCUACAGGGGUAGAGGGGUUGAUGAUAGUGGUUAUGAAGAAGAAGAGGACAUUUUGUUGGAUUCCCACAAUAUUGAGACAUUUGGAGAUUCAUAUGAUUCUCUUAGUAGAAGCACUGAUGGAGUUCGAAUGCCAUCAAGCUCUUCCUUAGUGGAUGAUGCACCAUCUUCCCAGGCAGCCAUUAGUGAAGAUUUGAAUUGCUCUCGACCUAAUGAUCAGGCGAGACAGUUGGCAUCUGAACUCCCUUCUAAAAGUUUCUCUGUAUCUGACAGUGAAAGCAGGAUCCGAGACAAGUUGCUUGGUGAACAUGGUGGAAGCAGUGAUGGUAAUGAGUUUCCAGAAAAGCAGUCUCCAUCUGAGGACUUGCAAUUGUCAAAAUCUGUUGAUUCUGGGUCAUUAUUGAAUGACAAAAUUGAUGGGUCUGAUAAAGCUAGACGAUCUGCAAAUCCUACUAAUUCAUCAUCUAAUGCUUUGUCAAAGGUUAGUGAAAAGCCAAAUUCUUCAGGUAAGCUCUCGGAAGGUCCAGCUUCUAGCAAAGCAACUGGUGAGAUGCAUUCUGCAAAUUCCCAUGGACAACCUGAUAGUUCUACAUCAUCAAAUUCAGAUUAUGUUGGUACUGUCUCAGCAUCUGGUGGCUUUGGCUUAUCACCGAGUUCAUCGAUGGGUUCAUUGUCCUCUGAGAAGUCAACACUGAAUCCCCACGCAAAGGAAUUCAAACUCAACCCUAAUGCAAAGAGUUUCACACCAUCUCAGACACCUGUCAGGCCUCUAUCCCCAGUGUCUGAUGGUUCUUUCUACUAUCAGACACAAAUGUCUCCUUUACCACAUAUGCACAUGCCUGUUAGUUUUGGGAUUGGGCCCUCCUUUCCUGGGCACCAACCUGUUAUAUUCAACCCACAAGUGGCACCAAUACAAUCACCGCAAGCAUAUUUUCAUCCAAAUGGACCUCAGUAUGGGCAGCAGAUGGUACUUGGGCAACGGCAAGUGAUGUAUUACCAACCUGAAAUGCAAUACAAAGGACGGGAUUAUUAACUAGUAAGUAUGUCGAAAUCCUUCUCCGAAGCUUGCUUGCUAUUCUCGCAAAGAAUAAAAACUUUUUGGAGGCUGCUUGGAUCAAUUUUUUCCUUUCACAAAACAAAGCCUAGUCCUACCGGUCCAAGAAAGAACCCAUAUCCUAUAUAUAUAUAUAUGGGGGAUGGGGAUGGUGUUUACUGGUUUUGUGGGGGAUAAUUUUAUAAACCCUCAUGACUCUUUGGAUUUUCUAGCUUUUGGUAACCAACCUCUACCUUUGUCUGAUCGGAUAGUUUUUUAAUCUUUGAUAGUACUGGAAUUGUAUCAGUUUUGUGGUGCAAAGAUAGUGUUGCGUUUUACUCCUAUGUGGUGAGAUGUAUGUGUGUGCCUUGGGGGCUGGGCUACACAAUUUUGAUAGUGAAAGAGAUUGAUGCUGUUUAUUGACAGGUACUGUCGUACUAUUGAUUGAAUAAGGCUGAUUAAAACAUCUAAUAAAUAUUAGAAGGCAGGAAUUUUAUUAAAA
This is a messenger RNA of Gossypium raimondii (Peruvian cotton), 2758 nucleotides long. RefSeq names its product polyadenylate-binding protein-interacting protein 3. The record is from RefSeq and is a predicted model, not a curated record. NCBI's taxonomy places the organism in Eukaryota, Viridiplantae, Streptophyta, Magnoliopsida, Malvales, Malvaceae. Gene Ontology annotation, cellular component: cytoplasmic stress granule. The transcript has 16 exons. Gene Ontology annotation, molecular function: RNA binding. Gene Ontology annotation, biological process: cytoplasmic stress granule assembly. The coding region runs from base 358 to 2256 and encodes 632 amino acids.